Messenger RNA from Encephalitozoon romaleae SJ-2008, 2154 nucleotides. RefSeq names its product trehalose-6-phosphatase. Gene Ontology annotation, cellular component: cytosol. Gene Ontology annotation, biological process: trehalose biosynthetic process. NCBI's taxonomy places the organism in Eukaryota, Fungi, Microsporidia, Unikaryonidae. The transcript has a single exon. Gene Ontology annotation, molecular function: catalytic activity. The coding region runs from base 1 to 2154 and encodes 717 amino acids. The record is from RefSeq and is a predicted model, not a curated record.
AUGAAGAUCAUAGUUGCCAUGGAUGAACUGCCCAUAUGUGCAUCGAGGAUGGGGAUCGAAGAAACAAUAAGAAAGAGGAUCUCUUCUCUCUUGAAGAAGAUUUCCCAUCCUGAUAAGGCAAGCAAGAUCCAGAUAGAGUUUUCUGAGGAUAAUGAAGAAAAGCUGAGGCUUUUUGCAAAACCUCACUUCAUGGUUCCUGAUAUGUUGGAUGAUGGAGAGAUGUUUUUUGUAGGGACACCCGGAUUCUACUCUUCUGAGGCUUUCGAUGAUGAAGACUGUAAGAGGAUUGAAGAAUCUAUGAGGCAUUAUAGAUGCUAUCCUGUGUUCCAAACGAAGGGAGAAUACUCAAGAAUGAUUGAAAGAAUCCUUCGGAAGAACACCUAUGAGUUUGUGCAAAAAGAUCUAAACCAUGCCAGCAUGUUUGAAAGAUACAAGGUGUAUGUCACUGAAUAUUGUAAGAAAAUAAUGGAGAUCUAUGAAGAAGGGGAUGUUGUGUGGGUGAUAGACCAUUCUUUACUUCUCCUUCCAGGCAUGCUUGGCUCUGUUCCUACUGGAAUGUCUUUCUGUGCUCCCUUUUCAUUAUUGUUCAAGUGCAUUCCAUUUUGGGAGGAACUUUUUUCAUCGAUUCUUUGCUGCAAAUACAUUGAGUUUAGUGAGAACUUGUCUGAGGGAUCUUUUAACAUGCUAGUUUCUCAGAAGAAGGGAUUUGUUGCAGGAAAUCCAGAGUAUAAGGAUGUAAGGGUGCCGCUAACUUGUGUAGGAAGAAGAGGAAUUGAUAGAGAUGCCAUUCUUAAGGUAUCGUCUGAGGUGGAGAGAUUUAAAGGGUUUGAAGGGAAAAAGGUCAUUCUUGUUCCAUUUGACUCCCAGACCCAUCUUCUUGGGAUUGAAGCCUAUUUGUCUAGGUAUGAGAAAGAGAUUAUGAUUUUGUUUCUGAUCACGAAGGCCUUAAACAGAGACUUUGAUGAGCAAACCGAGGUUAUGAGACUUCGGGAGUAUCUUGAGAUGAACUACAACAUCCCAUCAAGGGUAUUUAUACCUGCAAAUGAUGCCGAAUUUGUUUCUGUGUUGAAAUCUUGCGAUCUAUGCCAUUGCUCAGAAAUAACAGAUGUCUGUUCGCUUCUUGGGAUUCCUAUUGUCCAAAGCAAUCCAUAUGAUUUCUUUGAAGUAGCAGACGAGAUAAAUGAGAAGCUUGAACAAGCAGGAAAAAGUACUGAAGAGAACUCUGAGGAGAUGGUUGGGAAGAUGGAAUGGAAGAGGCGCUUUAUGACGAACUUUUUGAAUGCUAGUGGAAUUGAGUAUGACGUUGAUCUUGAGCCCAAAGAGCCAAAGGUGAGGACAUCGUUGUCAAUGAAACAAAAAGAAAAUGGGAAGGAGAAUGCAAAGAAAAAGUCGAGUACCAAAAAGCGGGAGGACAGGAAGAAAGAAGCAAUUCAAAUUGACUUGGAUAGCAAGGAGGAUGAAAAUGCUGCAAGGAUGGUUGAUGACUUCAAGAAAAGCAAGACCAGGACAUUGAUUAUGGAUUAUGAUGGAACACUGACAGACAUUGCUGUGCAUCCUUCGAUGGCAGCACCAACUCAAGAAAUAAAGGAUCUGCUUGUAAGGCUGAAUAAGGUCUGUAGAGUUAUAAUAUCUACUGGAAGAAGCGUCGAGGACUCAGACAAGUUUUUUCCAAGGGAGAUUGAGGUCUUUGCAGAGCAUGGAGCAUGCCGUCGGGUCAACGGGGAAUGGAAGGAAGGCGUUGCCUUUCCACAGAAGGAUCUUGCAUGGAGGGUUGCAGAGUUCUUUCACUUGAGGACACCAGGCUCUGAGCUGGAAAAGAAAAGAACAGGCUAUGCCUUCCAUUUCAGGAAUGCGUCUCCUCUUGUAGGAGUGAAGCAAGCAAAAGCUCUUUUCGAGCUUCUGAUGAGGAUUUGUAGAGACAAUGUGAAGGAAGGCAAUCAUAUAGUUGAAGUUAGAAGCAGCAAAAAGUCAUGUGUCAUGAAGGAAGUUGGAGAAGGAUUUAUUUUAUGUGCGGGGGAUGAUGUUGCUGAUGAAGAAGCAUUUGAUCUGUGUAAUGGAUACACCAUUAAAGUAGGUCAACAAGAUACAUCUGCGGCGUACAGGGUCAAGGAUCCAAAGAGUUUCAGAGUGCUCCUUUCCAAAUUCCUGGAAUAA